This is a messenger RNA of Rotaria sordida, 366 nucleotides long. The record is from the annotation of a GenBank genome assembly. NCBI's taxonomy places the organism in Eukaryota, Metazoa, Rotifera, Eurotatoria, Philodinida, Philodinidae.
AUGCAACCACUAUCUUGGUCAAAUACAGUUCAAUUAACAUUAAGUAUUCAACAUUUCAGCGAAUUAAGGCUUUUAUUUGAACACAAUGCUCUACCUGCAAUUGAAUAUUUGAAUAUUACUAUUGAGAAUCUGGAUACUAAUUUACCUUUCAAUGUAAAUAUAUCAGCAUCAAAUGUUCAACUUUCGAAAUAUUCUCUACGAGAAACGGCUACUGGUGGUACUCAUCUGAAACACUUACUCUUACGUUAUAUAACUCUCAAUGAUGUUAUGAUAUUGAUUGGUUCGAUAACCAUGCCUUUACUUGAAGAAUUGAUACUUAUUGAUAUGUAUGAUGAUAGUAAGUUAUUUCUUCAUCUAUUAUUUUAA